AUGGUAGGGUGUUGGAAGCACGAGAAAGAAGCUCUCAUUAAUAUCAAUGGUGCCUACUUCCACAACAGUUUACCUUGGGUAGACAGCAUCGACUGUUGCAAAUGGGAUAGGGUUGAGUGUAACUCCACCACAAGACGAGUGGUGAAACUUGAUCUUUCUAAUGGAAGUCAUUAUAAUCCUGGAUUAUGGCUUCUAAAUUACUCCCAUUUUCUUGCGUUUGAAGACAUGAAGAAUCUCAACUUGUCUUUCAACGACAUAUCUAGUUGCGUUGAAACCGAAGCGUCAGGACUAAAUAAUCUGGAGGUCCUGGAUUUGGGUUAUAAUUAUGGUACUGGCAAUAUUUUAUCAUGCGUGCUUGAGUCUUCAUCUCUUAAGGUUCUAAACAUACGAAACAACAAGAUCAGUUCAACUUCAUAUCAAGGGGAAUUGAAUGCUUGCUUAUUCUCCCAGUUGAUAAAUCUUGAGGUUCUUGACCUGACCAUGAGCGAAUUCAGCGACGACGAUGAUGACGUUGCAUCUGCUUUGAGUGCCCUUCCAUCUCUCAAGUCUUUAUCUUUAGUGUUCUGUCGAUUGAAUUCGAAAUCAAUUCAUAGUUUGUCAAAACUGAGGACAUUGGAGAUCCUUGACUUGGCUAUGGUCGAGUUGGAAGACAGUAACUUAUGGUCUUCAGGACUAAGUGGAAAUAGUUUCAGCAAAAAGAUCUUUUCUUCUCUAAGCGGCCUUCGACAUCUCAAAUCUGUUGAUUUAAGCAGAAACCAAUUGGAAGGAUCUUUGAACAUUAGUGGAUUGGCACCAAGCAAUUUGGAAAUUCUUGAUUUCAGUCAGAAUGAUAUCACUAAUCUUCUUGUCAAUCAAGAUUGGUCCGGGCUUAAGACGCUGAAGGAAUUAUACAUAGGCGCCAAUAAUUUCAAGGGGCCACUUCAACCAUAUUUUGCUAACUUCCAAUCCCUUAAGAUGUUGGAUCUUUCUUAUAAUUACUUCACUGGAAAUAUUGGUUCUAGCCUUGCAAGUCUCACAUCCCUAGAAUAUCUUGCUUUUGAAGGAAAUCAAUUUGAAGUCCCUAUUUCAUUCACACCUUUUUUUAAUCAUUCAACUCUUAAGUUCAUCUAUGGCAAUGGGAACAAAGUCAUACUGGACUCACACUCUACUAUGGACAAAUGGGUUCCGAAAUUCCAAUUGCAAGUCCUCAGUUUGUCUUCAACGACUAAGUCCCAUUCUCUCCCCCUUCCAAGCUUCCUUCAUUACCAAUACAAUUUGACAUAUCUGGAUUUCAGUGGAUGGAAACUUGAGGGAGAGUUUCCAAAAUGGUUGCUGGAAAACAACAAAAAAAUGACAAACCUUGUUCUUAAAAAUUGUUCCUUUACUCAAUUCCAGCUGCCAUCUCAUCCCCAUCUCCACCUGGAAGAAAUGGAUGUAUCUGACAAUACAAUAACUGGUCAAAUCAUGGGGUACAAUAUCAGUUCAUUUUUUCCCAAAUUGGAAAUUUUAGAUAUGUCUGCAAAUGCAAUCGAUGGUCCAAUUCCUCGUGAAUACGGCCAAAUGAAGUUACUGAAAAUAUUGGAUCUCUCAAAUAAUCGUUUCUCAGGAGAAAUUCCACAUGAGCUAAUCAACAUGAGCUCAUUACAGACAAUUGAUCUUUCUCAUAAUCAAUUGUCUGGAGAAAUAACAAAGGCCAUAUUUGGAGUUCGUCACCAAUCCCCAGGACACAUCUCUUCAUUAGAUAUAAGCAAUAAUCAAUUGGUCGGAAAAAUUCCAAGCCUCAUUAAAAAUAUCUCAGGAUUGGAGCAACUUCGUAUGUCCAAUAAUCAUUUUGAAGGAUCUAUUCCGCCGGAAUUGGCAGAACUUAAAAAUCUUAUGUAUCUAGAUCUCUCCCAAAAUAAUUUGAUUGGUGUCGUUCCACCUUUUGUAGGUUCUUGGGUGAAAGUUAUACAUUUGAACAACAAUUAUUUAUGUGGAUUGUCCAAAAGAAUGUUCCGUGGAAGCUCUUCCUUGGAGAUGCUAGACCUUAGCCAUAAUGAAGUAACCUAUAGCAUUCAAGAUAUGGUAGAAGACCUUAACUCUACAUAUUUGAAUAUUCUUUUAUUGGGAGGUAAUCACUUCAAUGGGGAUAUACCAAGGCAGUUAUGCAACUUGAUAGACUUAAACAUACUAGACCUUUCUCACAACAAUUUAACUGGUGUGAUACCCAAAUGCUUGGGUGAAAUGCCUUUCGAGAAUGCAAACGCUCAGAGUCGAAGAAAGACUUAUGGCACCAUUCAUCGUGAGCCAAAUUCAAGAUUUUACAGACAGUUGCCAAAUGUGCAAGUAAAUUUCACUACAAAGGGGAGAACUGACAGUUACAUAGGGAUUGUCCUUGCUGUCAUGUCUGCAAUUGACUUAUCCCACAAUAAACUUCAGGGGAAUAUCCCAUCUGAGCUUGGAAACUUGAAAGGAAUUUUAUCAUUGAACUUGUCGCAUAAUGAUUUGACGGGGCAUAUUCCAACUACAUUCUCCAAUUUGCUACAAACAGAGACUUUGGAUCUUUCAUUUAACAAGUUGAGUGGCCAAAUUCCUCCACAGUUGAAUGAAUUAACCUCCCUUUCUUCAUUCAGUGUAGCUUACAAUAACUUGUCUGGCGCAAUUCCUGAAAGAAAAGGACAAUUUAUGACGUUUAAAGAAACCUGCUUCAGGGGUAAUCCGUUACUUUGUGGACCUCCACUGACAAAAAGUUGCAAUCCUUCAUCUGUUAUUAUCUCAAAUGACUCGGACAGUGACGGAGAGAGUGGUAGUUGGGUGGACAUGUUUAUUUUUUGUGUGACCUUUGCCGCGUCAUACACAUCAUUUUGGUUGGUAACUGCAGUAGCUUUGCACAUUAAUCCUUACUUGAGUCAAGCAUGCUUUUACUAUGCAAAACUGGUGAGCCUGAAGUGCUACUACUUUGUCAAGGACAAGUUCUGCAGGUUUUGUAAAAUUGGAAAUGUGUAA
Messenger RNA from Sphenostylis stenocarpa, 2964 nucleotides. NCBI's taxonomy places the organism in Eukaryota, Viridiplantae, Streptophyta, Magnoliopsida, Fabales, Fabaceae. The record is from the annotation of a GenBank genome assembly.